GUACACACCACGGUCCGACGCUGUGGGCGGGGACAAACUCAGGGAGUGUGUAUGCUUACGCGUUGGAGGUCCCGGGUGUGGCGUCGGGCCGUGGACGGCCGGGGGGUGAGGGGAGCGGCUGUGUGGAGGCCGUGUUGGGGAAAGAGAUCCAGCUGAUGCACAGGGCUCCGGUCGUGUCCGUCUGCGUUCUGGACGGACGGGGGAAACCGUUACCAGAACCUUACCAAGCCUCUCUGGACCUGGCUACUGCUCCAGACAUGACUAACCCACACUCUGUCCUCAUCGCUUCAGAGGAACAACUCAAGGUGUUCAGUCUUCCUAAGGUCGGUGCGAAGACCAAGUUCAAGCUGACGGCUCAUGAGGGUUGUCGUGUGCGGAGGGUUGCCAUGGUGACGGUGUGUUCCACAGCCCAGGAGGACUACAGUGAGACCAGUCUGGUCUGUCUGACCAACCUUGGAGACCUGCACCUGUUUAACGUACCUGCCCUACGGCCACAGGUACGUUAUGACUGUAUCCGUAAAGAGGACAUCAGUGGCAUCGCUUCCUGUGUCUUCACAAGGAACGGGCAGGGGUUCUACCUGAUCUCUCCAUCAGAGUACCAGCGUUUCUCCCUGUCAGCUAAAGUCAUCACAGAACCUCUGUGUACUGUGGAGCUGGAGAGACCUCUGGAGACACACAUCAGCGACGACGCAGCCAUACCUCUCCGGGCCAACGGAACUCACCGGAACCAGGCUGAAGGGUUAACCGAGGACCCCCAGUGUGGCCUGUCCUCCCCGCCUCCCUCUCCCCUCUGGACUCCCCCUCAGCAUGGCUGA
Molecule: messenger RNA, 815 nt
Organism: Oncorhynchus tshawytscha (Chinook salmon)
Lineage: Eukaryota; Metazoa; Chordata; Actinopteri; Salmoniformes; Salmonidae
Product: lethal(2) giant larvae protein homolog 1-like
Exons: 6
Biological process (GO): establishment of spindle orientation; regulation of establishment or maintenance of cell polarity; regulation of protein secretion
Cellular component (GO): cytoplasm; plasma membrane; cortical actin cytoskeleton
Molecular function (GO): GTPase activator activity; myosin II binding
Source: RefSeq, a predicted model, not a curated record